Molecule: messenger RNA, 1063 nt
Organism: Amphimedon queenslandica
Lineage: Eukaryota; Metazoa; Porifera; Demospongiae; Haplosclerida; Niphatidae
Product: cyclin-H-like
Exons: 13
Coding region: 31-1002 (323 amino acids)
Biological process (GO): DNA-templated transcription; regulation of transcription by RNA polymerase II
Cellular component (GO): transcription factor TFIIK complex
Molecular function (GO): cyclin-dependent protein serine/threonine kinase regulator activity
Source: RefSeq, a predicted model, not a curated record
CACACCUAUAGCCCCUCCCAUUGGUGGAGUAUGUUUCAUAGCAGUACACAGAAGUCCCAUUGGCUUUUCCAGCACAGACAGCAGCUUACCCGCCAAAGAGCAGAAACCAAUGCAUCUUUCUGUCGCAAAUACUCAGAUGCUGCUAUCAGCAAAGAAUGUCAGUUCCUGACCCCCACAGAAGAAGAAUCAGUCUGCCUCUAUUACAUGAAAAAACUUUUUGAAUUUUGCAACGUGUUCCGGCCUCCGGUCCCUAGAGGGGUUCUGGGUACAGCUGGGGCAUAUUUCAAACGUUUCUAUCUCCUCACUUCAGUAAUGGACUAUCAUCCGAAAGAAAUAUUUUUGUCCUGUGCGUAUUUGGCAUUUAAGAUUGAGGAGUACAAUGUGUCACUUGACGAGUUUGUCUACAUGCUAUCUCCGGAAUUACGUCAGUCCAGCUCUGAGAUGAUACUCAAUAAUGAAUUAAUGAUGCUGAAAAGGCUCAAGUUUCACUUGACGAUUCAUUCACCUUUUAGACCACUGGAAGGAUUCUUGAUUGAUAUGAAGACGAGGUCCUCUAUUCCUAAUGUGGAGCGUCUCCGUAAAGAAGCAGACUCAUUCCUAAUGAGUAGCUUAUACUCUGAUGUUUUAUUUCUAUAUCCACCAUCACAAAUAGCUUUGGCUGCUUUAUACUAUGCUUCUACUGUCAUUGAAGUGGAUAUAUCAAGUUAUAUAAAGGUGCAGCUUGCUGAUACGAUUGAGCAAGGAUCUAAACUAGCCUAUACACUGCAAGGGAUUUGUGAUAUUGUAAGAACUGUUUUCGUGCCAGAGUCGUCUCAAGAGAUAGCCCACAUUUUACAAAGACUGGAAAAAUGUUCUAGAGUAGUGCUUGUCUCUCCUCCGACCAACAGCAAGAGAAAAAGUGAUGAAGUAUCUGAAGUAGUAUUAAGGAAGAAAAUUAAGGAGGAGCAUGACGUAGAAGAAACUGGUCUGACGAGUUUGACUGGUUUUGGAUCAUUAACAUGAUUAUAUAAACAGUAUAAAAAUAAUAAUCACUAAUUAUUAUAACAACAAUAUAUUAUUAUUA